Paraphaeosphaeria sporulosa is the source of this 701-nucleotide messenger RNA. RefSeq lists its product as uncharacterized. The record is from RefSeq and is a predicted model, not a curated record. Bases 1 to 618 code for a protein of 205 amino acids. The transcript has a single exon. Lineage: Eukaryota; Fungi; Ascomycota; Dothideomycetes; Pleosporales; Didymosphaeriaceae.
AUGGAUUCCACAAGCCCCUCCGACUCCGCAGCCACGCGCGCUCCCGUCCCUCCAAAGCAGCCCUCUGCCCUCCUCCGCCUCCCCAGCGAAAUCCGCAACAGAAUCUGCGCCCACGUCCUCGACACGCACUCCGUCAACGACCUUCUCUUCGAAGAGGCGCACGCCCUCGCCUCCACCUCCCGCCAGCUCCGCGCCGAGUUCUGGCCCUACUUCCUCGCCCGCGCCAUCUUCCGCGUGGACCUGCGCAAUUACGCUGACUUGCUCUCCAUAUUCUAUCCGCCCACCUCGCCAGACGUUGUGCGCGCCUACGUCGGUACCGUCGGCGCCAAAUGGGAUGGUGCGCGAGGCCGGAGUCUGGACUUGCUCCCGCUGGUGGGGGUAAUGCGCGCGUCGCCAAAUCUACGCUUCACCCUCGACGCGGAGUGCACGUGGCUCUGUUCCCGGAAGGCGCUCACGUCUUUUCCUGAACUACGCCCGCACCAGUCCCAUCUGGGUCGUUGCGCCACUGCUUUAUUCACUUACGCUGCGCUUGCGCGAGGCGCAGAUGGCGGAGGGCUCGUGGAAGAUGAACUGGAUUGUGGAUGUGGGACUGAGGAGGGAUUUGAGACGGGUGUAUGAGGUGCUGGGGUUUUUGUGCUGGCUGGGGAUGAGGGCGGAUAGAGGGAGGGAGGGAGUGACGGUGCAUAAUACUUGAGAUCGGG